AUGACCAUUUUCACAGAUGACCAACUGGCCAGACGAGAAGGCGAUGGCGAUAAGAUAAUUCUUGACGCAGGUCAAGCCGCCCCAACAACGGGCGCAUACCAGACCGAGUACCAGGAGAUGUCUGGCAACGGCCUCGCUCAAGAACUCGAUCGCUCACACUCGUACAAACACGCGAUAGGCGGAGCGCAUGAGCUCAAGGCUGACGACCGACCGGGCGAACUACCAUUUGCUGGGAUAGAGGAACACGGGUCAACGAAUGGCCUUGAUGUGGUUGAUGGAGGAGAGUCCGAAGUGACCCAAGUGCCGCAAACGAAUCGUACUGCCACACAGGCACCGCAGGUUUCUCCACACGUGGAAGCUCAGAGACGGAGGGAAGUAGAAUGGUUAGAAGCAGAAGAGAUGAGAAUGAGACAGCGACGGGAAGCGCUUUUACAACAGAGUGGUGGAAAGACUGAACAGUAG
Messenger RNA from Alternaria postmessia, 462 nucleotides. RefSeq lists its product as uncharacterized. The record is from RefSeq and is a predicted model, not a curated record. Lineage: Eukaryota; Fungi; Ascomycota; Dothideomycetes; Pleosporales; Pleosporaceae. The coding region runs from base 1 to 462 and encodes 153 amino acids. The transcript has a single exon.